Molecule: messenger RNA, 1617 nt
Organism: Penicillium argentinense
Lineage: Eukaryota; Fungi; Ascomycota; Eurotiomycetes; Eurotiales; Aspergillaceae
Exons: 5
Coding region: 1-1617 (538 amino acids)
Molecular function (GO): FAD binding
Source: RefSeq, a predicted model, not a curated record
AUGGCUACCAUGGAGUGUAUGAGAGACAUUGGCUUAGAGCAUGAAUGUCGUCGAAAUGGAUUGGAAUGGUCCUCUAUGUCCACCGUCCAUUGGGACGAGUCCAUGUCUGGGAAGGAGUUUGCCCGGCUGCCAGCGUGGGGAAAUGGCCCGAGUGAAGCUCGGUAUCGAGGAGCUAGUCCCUGUACACCGAUAGAUCUUGCACAAACCCUUCUAGAGCCAAUACUUGUCCAGAAAGCCGCAACGACUGGAUUCACUGUUCGAUUUGAUACCGAAUUUCUUUCAUUUUCGGAGGUGAAACCUCAAAAUGCCGUCCUAGUGCGGGUGAGAGACUUGGUCUUCAACAAGGAAUACACGGUUCAGUGCAAAUAUCUCUUCGGGUGCGACGGCGCCCACAGCCUUGUCUUGCAGCAACUCAAAAUUCCCGUUUUAAGAGGAAAGGGUGCUGGUAUAAAGUCAUGGGAUCUUUUGGUAAGAGUCGACCUCUCUCAUACAAUGCAGUUUCGUCGUGGAAAUCUGCAUUGGACGUUUCAAGAUGAUCACUUGCACCCAGGGAGACUUUUGGUGGCUCACCCCCGUGUGUAUAAGCCUUGGAACGAAUGGGUCGUUGGUUUCUCCUGGGCUCCUGGUGCAGCGCCCGAGUCGGAGAUGGUCCCAACCCAUGAAGACUGGAGCAGGAGGCUAAAAAAGAUGGUCGGAGAUGAUAGUAUCGUACCAGAAAUCUUGGAUAUUUUCACUUGGGAAAUGGAUAAUGCGGUCGCACAGCAUUCAUCUGAAGGUCGUGUUUUUUGUUUGGGGGAUGCUGUUCAUCGUCAUGGACCUGGUGGGGCCUUGGGGUCGAACACGGCUAUUCAAGAUGCAUACAAUAUUGCGUGGAAAAUAGCAUAUGUCCUUAAAGGACAAGCCGGCCCGGGGUUGCUCGAUAGUUACUCAACGGAACGGAAUCCAGUCGGAGCUCAAGCUGCUUCCAGCUCCAUGGAUGCCAUUUUUGCUAAUAUGGCCAUCUGGGAAGCUCUCGGCGUGCUAGGAGGAUGUGCUAAGGCAGUGAGGGAACAACAAAGCAAGCUCGCUGAAAAUAGUGAUGAGGGCCGAAGUUUGCGUAAGAGUCUACGAAAAGUUCUCGAGAACUCCAAAUUCGGAAUCGAGGGACUUGGAAUCGAAAUGAACCAACAUUAUCAAUCUAGCGCUAUCUGGCUCCGAGACGAAAGUGAGCCCCAGGACCUUUCAGACUCACGGCUUCUUUAUCACAAAACAACUUUUCCGGGCUCCCGUCUUCCCCAUGCAUGGCUUAAUACGGCCAUUCCGACUAGGCCUAUUUCUACAAUUGACCUAGCAGGGCAUGGUCGUUUCACCAUAUUUACUGGGAUUGGCGGAGAGCAAUGGAAGAUAUGCGCUCCCAAAGUCGCAGCUGCCCUUGGACUGAGUAUAGCGGUAUUCUCAAUUGGACAUGGCCAGGACUAUGAAGAUCCUGCCUUUGAAUGGGAAGCUCACAGAGAGAUUGAUGAAUGUGGCGCCGUCCUAGUCCGACCAGACCGUUUUAUAGCAUGGCGCUGUAAGGAGGUCCCAGAAGGCUGCGAAGCUACGCUUUUGACCGUCCUUAAGGAAAUAUUGUCAGCCUGA